This is a messenger RNA of Tympanuchus pallidicinctus (lesser prairie-chicken), 6594 nucleotides long. Its product is annotated as oxygen-regulated protein 1-like. Bases 93 to 5711 code for a protein of 1872 amino acids. Gene Ontology annotation, biological process: retina development in camera-type eye; axoneme assembly; photoreceptor cell development. Lineage: Eukaryota; Metazoa; Chordata; Aves; Galliformes; Phasianidae. The record is from RefSeq and is a predicted model, not a curated record. Gene Ontology annotation, cellular component: axoneme. The transcript has a single exon.
UCCUUAUCCAUCAUAUCUGUCUACUCUACUCUCCAUCUACUGAAUGAACUUGGGUUCUUUAAAUGUAAUUGUUGGUAGCGAGAGCUGAAGUGAUGUCUAGCUCAAGAUCUCAAAUAUUCUCCGUUUCUUCUGGUAAAGGGUCCAGCAAUGAUAACAAUUUAAAUGAUAACAACUCAGAUUCUUCCUAUCUUCCUGACAAUCAUAAAAGCAUAGGAGGAAAUCAGAUAGUUAAUGGGGAAGACUCAUCUGUGGCACAGUUUGAAGAUGACAUUGAGAAGUCUGUUCACCUUAAUCAAGAUGGCAGUAUGACAGUGGAAAUGAAAGUUCGAUUCAAAAUUAAGGAGGAAGAAACUAUUAAAUGGACAACCACUGUAAGUCGUGCUGGCUUUCCUGAUGAAAAAAAUGCCACCAUUUACAAUUCUGCGAUGAGUGCAGAAGACUGCUUAUCCAGUGUAAAUGUAUCAGAAUGUAUAAAACAAAAGGAUGCUCCAUUUUUGGACAGCUACGGUGAGGAACAAGAGUCAUUAAAGCAACUGCACACAGAAGUCUCAGAUAAAGAAUCAGAGUCUGAUUUAAAAAUGGAUGUUUAUAAUAUCUGUCAGAGGAACAAUUCUGCUGAUCUAGAUGUAAGCAAUGUUCCUGAGGAAAAUAUCAGACCUCAUUUUUAUAGGCCUCCCACCCCUGGGCCAAGACGUGUUAGAAAAAAGAAAGCAGUAGUUGAAAGUGUCACCGUAGUUUCUGAGAAAGAGGUUCAGGAGAAAACAGUGGGACAGUUUUCCUACAGUGAGGAAGUACAGAAUGGAGAAAAUACAUCUGAGUAUUGUAUGGUAGCACAAUCAAGCACAAAAAAAUCAAGUGUCAGUAAUCCAAAGAUUAGUGAGAUGAGUGACAAUGACUUAUUAAAACUUUCUUCAGAGAAUAAAAAAGAAGAAAUGCUUUUCAAUGUAAGGCACAAAAGUCAUGAUUUAAUCAGGACCACAGAUAAGGAGAUAUUAGAUGUAUCAGAUGAGCCUGAACUGGUACAGAAUGUAUUAGAGAAAUCAGUUAUGGAACAAGGUACAUAUAGUAGUUUAGUAUCAACCUGUAAAGCCAACAUUAGUGAUUUUAUGCCAUCAUCAAAAAUAUGCAAGGCAGCCAGGCCAGUUUCAGCAGACCGUAUUCAUGAGUUAUGUGAUAUAAAACAAAUAAGAAGAUCUCUCAGCUCUUACAUUAAAUAUUCAGAAUUUUCUCAGUCAGAAAAUGAAAAAAUAAAAUGCAAGACUUCUGAUUUAUUAACUUUUUCUCAAGAUUCUUUGCAUUCAGCCUGUCAUCAUAAUCAGAUGGAGAUGGUGGCACCUCCAUGUAGUAAAGCACCUACUGAGAAAAUAAAUCCAACAACUGGAUUCUUUUCUACUGUUAAUGAAACUGAGAAUCAAAUCAAUGUCUGGUCUGAAUCUGUGAUGGCAUCACAUCUGACUGGGGAAAGCCAAUCUGCAUCUUCUCUCACCAACAAGAAGAAGAAGAACAGAAAAUCCUUGUCCAAUUUUCUAGAGCAGAAGAUAUAUGAAAAUCAAAAAGAUACAGAAUUUUCAGGGAUAAUCAGAAGUGAGGGAAUGCUUAUCACAAGCAAAACAACAACUACAGAUAGUUGUUCUGACAUGCUUCAGAAAAAUAGAAAUAGAUUACUUGUAAAAAACAAUGAAGGAUUUGCCAAUUCAGACAAAAGCAAACAUCCUGAAGAUGAGAUAUAUCACCCUGAUUCAGUGGAACAAAAUGGAAUAUCAUCAUCUAACAAGAAACUAAGAGCUAAUAGACAAUUGACUGAGGUAAAAUUGAAGUCAGGCAAAAAAAGUAGUUCCCUUUUAUCUGCAAAAAGUGAAGAUGGCGUAAUGUCAGUUGAUUCAAGAACUGAAACUGAAAACAGCCAGGAUGAAUUGAGUCCUGCAAAAGAAGGCAAACAUCUCACAACUAAUUUCUUUGAACAGACACCUAACUCAGUAACAAUAUCAAAUGUGUUGUCAGAAGUGCCUAUGGAUCAUAAUGUAGAAAAAGAAAAGGAGAAUGUUUUAGAAAAUUUAGCAUCAAAGAAAGAGAAAAAACAAAAGAAGAAGAAAAAUCUAAGUAAAAAUAAAAAUAAAUUAAGUAUGUCAGACAGUGCUAUCACACUAGAGGCUCUGAAACAGGAGUAUUUUAAAGAGGAUGUUGUUGAGCAUUCACUUGGAAACUAUGUCCAAAGUUGGCUGAAAAACCUGUCACCAAAUGCUGUCUUGCCACCCAUAAACAAAAAAGAUGGGAAUGUAAACAAUGGUGACGACUGUCAUUUUUCUAAAGAAAAGAUUGGUGCUUUUAUAGAUCAAGAAGAUAGAUAUAUUACCAAUGAAGUACAUAUGAUUGGAAAGAAACACCUGUUUGAACAUAAUCUAUCUAAGAAAGAACUAAAGCCUCUUUUUGAAUUGGGAACUGUACAAGAAUCAGCCAAACAGUCAAGUGGAAAGCAAACUGACUCUUUGACUCAUGAUAACACAGCAUUAGUAGAAGAAGCCAAGUAUUUACUACAGUCAGAACUUCAUCAUGCUAGUAAACUACACUUGUUUCAUGAAACACAUGUCAAUAAAAAGGUGUCAGAAGGUAAUAUUCAAGACAUCAAUCUAUGUCAGAGAAAACGAUCUGAAGUUGCUGUUCAAGUUGAUUGUACAAUUGGCAAUGAGAAAAUUGGAACAGAUGUUCAGAAUAAUUGCAUGUCUAGUAUUUUGCUUCAUGAGUUGCAGUCAACUUUGCUUGGUCUCCAGAAAGAACACAGUGGAUGUAUAGAAAAAACAUGCAAUCUUCCAGAUCUUUCUCUGCCAGUUUUUGGUUCUUCCUCCAACCUCCUCCUAGCAUGGCUACUAAUACUGAGUCUGAGAGAGAAUUUGAUUGGCACCAUCAAAGAUGAUAUUCAAAAAGCUCCCUGUAGCUGUUCUGAAAUCUUAACGCAACUGCAAUUCUUGAAACAAGCAACAGUCUUAGAAAAAGUUGAUGAACUGAAGGCUGCUUUCUCCCAUUUUCAACAGAUAAUCCCAACAAUCCCAAUCUCCCAACAAUCAACAGAUAAUAAUUUAUUACACGCUGGGAAGGAACAAAGAAAGCAGGAUGUCACAUGUUGCCAUGAAAAUAUGCCUAUAUCUGAAAUUCAUAAUGUUAUACAUUUGCAUGAAGAUGAAAAAUCAGAUAAGCCUUGUAUUGCAAAGGACAGUUUGCAUACUGAAGAAGUGUUAACAUUGUCUGGGGGUUUAGAAAGCAGUCCUGAUAUACAGGAAGAGGUUUGUAGAGCAACAGAGGUUUCAGAAUUGAGUGCUCCCAGAACAGAGCUAGAUGAUCAAUAUGCCAAUACUAAUUCAACUGAACAUAGCCUUCCAUCAGCUAUAGAGCUACCUGAAGCAAAUGAAGAAAUGGCUUAUAGCCUGCAUAAAAAACAUCAAGAUAACACUGAUGCAUCAUUCAUUAACGAAGGGUCAGAUACUUCAAUAGAACCUAAUUCAACAGUUCACAGUGUAACUUCUAAUGAUAAAAAUUUUGUUUCAGAUAAGGAUAUGUCUGAGAUAGAAUGUGAUGAAGAUAUUACUCAUAUUACUACUGAUAACAGGGAAGAUGAGAUAGUUGAUCCAAAUUUGAAUGACGAAAAAGCAAAUAACCAACUCAAACAAGGUGCUGAUACCCAUGUAGAAUAUAGUUACGAGGAUUAUUCUGUACAGGAAGGGAAGGAAGACACAGAAAUUUGUGAAGAAACCUCUGAGAGGUUAUCUACAAACUCUCCAUUAUCUUUUUGUUAUGAAUCCAAGCAAAUUACAGAAUAUGAUAUGAGUGAAGGAGAACAGAAAUUGCAAGUAGAAGAACAGGAGAGUAGAACAUGUUCAGAACCUUCUCAAUUAAAAAAAUGUUUAAAAAGCCCUGCUACUUCAGACUGGUCAGAUUACAGACCAGAUACUGAAGAGAGCGAUUAUAACGUUAGAGCAUCCAGUGAUUUGACCAAUGAAAGUGGGGACGAAGCAAUACUUGAAAAACUUUAUAAUACUGGCUACGUACAAAGAACUAUUGAACGACUUUAUGGUAAGACAGAAGCUUCAUUUAAGCCUGACUUUCAGAAAGGAUAUCCUUAUAUGUCCAAAGUACUUCAGAAAGAUACUGAAGAAUUCCACUCUGCAAUGGUAACAAAAAACACUAUUUUUUUCCAAGAACCCAGGCCUCUUUCUGCAGAUAAUUUUUCACAUUCUUCACUGCAAUCACAAGAAUUUCCAGAAAUCAUUAACAAAGAUGAUACUGUAUGGAAAAGAGAAAAUAUUUCUUCACCAACAGAACAACCUACAUUUAAUGGAGAAGAGACAAAUUCUACUGAUAACUAUUCAGGAGAAUUUCUGAAGAAACAUUGUCACUCUUGUACACAUUCUAAAGAAGAUGCAGGAGUAUUGAUUGAUAAAGGCAAAUGGCUUCUCAAAGAAAAUCAUUUGAUAAGAAGAUCGCCGCCUGAGCAGACUGGAAUGUAUGCCAAUUUGGAUACAACAUCAACAGACACAGUACUUGAUACUAAUGGUGAUGAUGCUCCAUACUCACAUUUUGGCAAUCUGAAUCAGUACCCAAUCCUCAAUGAAAUCUCUUCUUCUGAGCUUGAAGACAUGGCAAGACCCUCUAAAAAUUUUUGCAACUACUUCAAUAUGCCUCACAGCAGUGAUUCAGACCCUUUACAAGAUGACUUAUGUGCAAAAAGCAAACCUACCUUCAGUGGUAAAACCACUUCUCUUCCUGUAGGAAACAAAGAAAAGAUCAAACCUUCAGCCACAGAGGUGGAUACCAAUUUUCCAGCUUUUGCAUCUGUAGAAUUUAGAUUGCCUGAUAACAAGGUGCAUCCACUGGAGCAGCCUUUGAAUGAUGAACCCAUACAAUCUCAGCCAACUGAUGAUAGCAAUGCUAACAGAAGUGCUCUUCAGGAAGAAGAUUCUCUGGAUAAGCUUCAUGCUAUAUGUGGCCAACAUUGUCCAAUACUGAUGGUGAUGGUAACACCAGUUAAUGAGGAACAAAGAGGAUAUGCUUACCAAAAAGCAUCUGAUAUUGAGAACCAGCUAGGUCUAUGUUUGACCAAAAAUAUUCAACAUUUGCAAUGGUCAGGCAAAAGUUUAGUAACAAAUGAAAAUAAUUGUGUGAACCUGAAGAACAACUUAAUCAAUAAGAUUGCCAAUAGUAUUUUUAAUAGGUUUAAUGCUAGUAACGCCCUAGAUUUUAUUAGUAACAUUAGGAUACUGUCAUCUUCAACUCUGAAAAAUGAGAUAAAUUUAGAGAUGUUAGAUAGCAUAGGGGAUGUGAAAGCAAAGCUUAUGGUAAUUAGCAGUUGUCAAAACAGUGUAUCCAAGCACAUACCCAGUAAUCGUACUGUAGGCACAAAUAAUGAGCCAUCCAAUACAAAACCAAUAAUGUGCCAAACAUUAAAGAUAAACAGAAAUUAUAUUGUUGGAGAAAAAUUGUCUCCCACUUUAGAGGAUCCAGUAGAAACUUGUCAAUCUGAAAUAUUUCUGAAAUGUGACACUCCUUUAAAUAAUAUUGAACAUAAUGCCUCUGAAAAUAUAAAAAAUGAAAAUGCCUUUCCUACAGAAGAUGAAGAAAAAAAGGAGGAAAAAGUUUGCAUUUGUGCAAUUGAGAAUGGAUGCAGCAAAUGUAAGAUGCGUAAUAGUGAUCUUGGAAGUUCUGUAACAUCAGAUCAGUGACAAUGUCUUCCUUAAAAAUGUUCAGAAAUUGAACCACUAAAUGUCACAUCCAAUGAAACUCCCAGUAAGAAUACACACAAAUAAAUAUGAAUCACAAUUGUGUACAAUUGCUGAAAUACAGGUAAUUGUUUAGAUUUUUUUUUGUCUGGAACAUUAUAGAAAAUAAAAAGAAACUGUUCUAUGAUGAUAUCUUGGUUAAAAAACUUACUUCCCCUAAAUGUUGUUUGUAUUAGUAAUAUACCAACCUCUUUAGAGAAACAACUACUGCUUGUUGCAGCAAAGAGUUAACAUUUUAAAUGUCUUCUUAAGUUUUAAAUAAGAUGUCUGUAUUUCGUGAAAUUUGAGAAAUGGUUUGAUAAUUAUCAUUCAGUAUAAAUGCUUAGUCCAGAACUAAAUCAACUAUAAUGUUUACUUUGAAAGGAAACGUAGGAAAUACUUUUCAAAUACUGUAUGUAUUGCAAUGAAAAGUAGGAAUUAGUAGUCAUAUUAGUUUUAUAUAUAUGAAUGUUAUCUAACAGCUAUUUCAAUUUUUUAAGCCAAAUUCAGAGUAAUUAGGUGAGUAAAGAAGUGUUUCAGUCUAUUUAUAGGAAGAUCCAGACUCCAAGUGAAAUUUGCCUCUUUUAUCCUAUCUAGUAGAAUACUAGAAAAGGAUCAUACCUACUCAUUACAUAGGAUUGCACAAGAACUGUGAAAGGGAAAUUGUGCAUCAAUGGACUUCUUGAUUGCCGUUGCCAUAUUCCCUUCAGAGGCAGCAUCACUUACUCCUAAAGCUGUUCUACAUACUUUACAAGUGUUAACUGUGUGUUCUUUUUUUUACCCUCUGUAUUAUGUUAUCUAUUAUGUCGUCUUCUUUUAUUCUUCUUUCUAUAAAUAUGGAGUACUA